Messenger RNA from Plasmodium fragile, 1092 nucleotides. RefSeq lists its product as uncharacterized. The transcript is spliced from 2 exons. The record is from RefSeq and is a predicted model, not a curated record. NCBI's taxonomy places the organism in Eukaryota, Apicomplexa, Aconoidasida, Haemosporida, Plasmodiidae. The coding region runs from base 1 to 1092 and encodes 363 amino acids.
AUGGAAGAAGUUCCCGCAACAGCAGAAGGUAUUAUAGUUCCCGAAAUAACAGAAGCUAUUGCAGUUGCCGAUAUACCAGAACCUACUGCUGCGAAUACAUCCUUCCUCAAGGCACUUUUUGAAAAGUACAAGGAUAGUCUAGUACCUAAUGUUAACAAGGAGUUCGUCCUUCUUGGCACAAGUGUUGUAGUGCUCCUUUUAUCCAGCUACAUCUAUUUAAAUUACGUUAAUACGCCCACCAAAAAAGAAGUGAAAAAGAAACAAGGUACCCCAAAAGAGACGAACAACAAAGAAGAAGAAAAGGAAAAGGAAAAGGAGAAAGAAAAGGAGAAAGAAAAGGAGAAAGAAAAGGAGAAAGAAAAUGCAAAGUCGGAUGAAUGGAAAGCAAAUGAGUGGAAACAAUGGAUGUCACAGUUAGACAAAGAUGCUGACUUAUUCACAACCUCUUUAGAACAUAAACGAGAACAAUGGCUAGUUCAAAGAGAACUAGAAUGGGGAGAAUGGAUAAAAUCAAUGGAAGAUAAAUGGAAUUGUUAUAACCAAAAUAUGGGUUCAGAAUACUACUCUGGUAUUUAUAAAAACACAGACCAGUGGACAGAUGAUGAAUGGGAGUAUUGGAUAAACACAGAAGCAAAAGACCUUAUGGAAAUGGACUGGAAUGAGUGGAUGUCAGAGAGUGAAUCCUAUGUAGAUGUAAUGUUGGUCAAGGAAUGGAUUCAAUGGAAAAAUAAUAAAAUUAUGGAGUGGAUUAUGAAAGACUGGAAAUGCAAGGAAGACCAAUAUUGGGAUGAGUGGGAAAAAAACAAAUGGUCAAAAUGGUUGUGUAUUAAUGAAAGGAGAAAAUGGUCACAGUGGAAAGAUCGACUCAGCAGAGAAACAGAACAAUGGAUCUCCUGGGUAGAAAAAAAAGAAAAACAAUACCUUGAUAAUGAAGACAGAAAAUUUUCUCAGUGGAAAAAAAACAAUUACCUUUUGUUUAACAAGUGGAUGGAAUCAUGUAUAAACAAAUGGAUUAAGGAAAAGCGUUGGAAGAAUAACUCCAUGCAGACCACUAGCACGGAGCAACCAGCAACCAUCUUCAACAGUUAUUAG